CCGAACUCUCAUUUCACAUUUUUUGCAUUUCCUCAGAAUAUCUAAACUAAACUCAACACGUCACUUCAAACAAAUCAUCAUGCUCAGAGCCUCCACCACCUCCACCUCCACCUUACCCUCUUCCCCUCUCCCCCUCCUCAUCUCCUCCUCUUUUUCUCUCUCCAAACCCUCACUUUCUCUCUCUACAAGCUCUGCCAAACCCCUUUCUUUCCCUCAAAGCACUAGGCCCAUAUAUUUCUACACACCCCCAAAGAUGUCCUGGCUGGGCAAGCUAGGCUUCGGUACGCGGUCCCCCACCGAACCCUCCAUGGACUCUUCUUCUUCCUCCAUAGCCCAAGGUCCAGACAAUGAUAUCCCAGCACCGGGUCAACAGUUCGCCCAAUUCGGAGCUGGGUGUUUCUGGGGCGUGGAAUUGGUCUUCCAGAGAGUCCCUGGUGUGACCAAGACCGAGGUUGGGUACACUCAGGGCUUUAUUCAUAAACCCACUUAUGAGGAUGUAUGUUCGGGGACUACGAACCACUCUGAGGUUGUUAGGGUUCAGUAUGAUCCGAAGGAGUGUAGUUUUGAGUCUUUGCUUGAUGCUUUCUGGGCUAGACAUGACCCUACAACCCUUAAUCGCCAGGGAAAUGAUGUGGGAACGCAAUACAGAUCUGGAAUAUACUUCUAUACACCUGAGCAGGAGAAGGCAGCAAUAGAGUCCAGGGACAGACACCAGAAGCAAAUGAACAGGAAGAUUGUUACUGAGAUUUUACCUGCCAAGAAAUUUUACAGAGCAGAAGAGUAUCACCAGCAAUACCUCUCAAAGGGGGGUCGAUUUGGGUUUAAGCAAUCUGCUGAGAAAGGCUGCAAUGAUCCAAUUCGUUGCUACGGCUAGGCACCCUCUAUCUCGUUUUUUUUUUCCUGGGUCAUAAUUGCUGUUUUAGAUAUGCUUGUUAAUAUGUUUGCGAUUCUGCCCACUUCCUAUGACAGUUAUAUCUUAUCUCAUACCUUAUAUAUUCUACUGUCAUGAGAACAGAUGAUGCAUGUAGCUUCUAAGUACAGAUAUUUGACUGCUGUUGUAUUUGGAUCAACUUUAAUUGGAGCAGUUGCCUUUUGUUAUAUCCUGUUAGCCUCAUGUUAGUUGGUUAAGAGUUUGCCUGUGGUGUAUUUAGCAAUGUGUUUUUUUUUUUAAAUUCUGAGAACUUACAUUGUUUUUUUUUUCGCUAUUUCUUAUUUUGGGUAGUGGAUUUUCUAUCUGUUGGAGCAAGAACUAGCAUGGACGCUGAUCUAUUAUGACCACCGUGGCUAUUCGCAUUCUAUUUUCUUCUUUCAAGCCAAUCUCUUCUUAGAAAGCACUCAGCGAAGUUACUUAAGCACUCUCAAAUCUCUCUUGAUACGUCAUUUUACUUUGUAAACUAAUCGAAGUUUGUCCUUAUGCAUCUCUUUCUUUCUCAUUUUUAUAAUUAUUGUGGGGGUGAAACUUUAUCCUUUGAUAUACAUAUGGAAUCAGCUUUGGCUACAUUGUAAAAGUCAAGCUGUAAUUUGGCAAUAUUGCUUGACAUUAAUACUCUUCCAAUCUAUUUGGC
Molecule: messenger RNA, 1565 nt
Organism: Ilex paraguariensis (yerba mate)
Lineage: Eukaryota; Viridiplantae; Streptophyta; Magnoliopsida; Aquifoliales; Aquifoliaceae
Source: the annotation of a GenBank genome assembly